Messenger RNA from Prorocentrum cordatum, 1327 nucleotides. NCBI's taxonomy places the organism in Eukaryota, Dinophyceae, Prorocentrales, Prorocentraceae. The record is from the annotation of a GenBank genome assembly.
GUCGCCGCGGUGCCCAGCGCGGCCCUGCUGGGGCUCGCCGCCUCGGCGCUGCGCCGUGGUGCCCAGCGCGGCCAGCCGCCAGAGGGGCCUGAGCGCUGGCGCCGUGCCCAAGGCACGUGCGCAGCAGGACGCUGCGGCCCCCCCGACGGAAGGCCAGCUGCGGGUGCGCCCCGCGGAGCUGCUGGAGCCGGCCUGUGAGCGGGCGUGCUCCCUCUUCGACUCCGAGUCGGAGUCGGAGGAGGGGUCCCCGCUCGAGGGGCCGUGGCAAUCGCGCUCGCCAGGGCCGCUCGCGAGGCCCCGCGCCUGGGAGGCGCCCCCGGCGAAGUCGGCGGCGGCCCUGCGCGAGGAGGGCUCCUCGUCGCCCGCCGUCGCGGCUGCGGACUGCAGCCGGCGAGCAACCCCAGCGGCAGACUUGGAGUUCUCCGACGCCGCCGAGGGCGGCGCGGUGGGGCCGUGGGAGGCCAAGAUGCGCCAGAAGCGCUGGAGGUCCCACCAGCGGCGCGUGCAGCGGGUGGCCCGGCUCGAGGAGGCCGCGCAGCUGCGAAGGGCUUGGGCUGCCGGCGCAGGGGCCGAGCUGCAGCGCCGCGACGGGUCGGCGGAGCGGCCGCCCAGCGCCGCGCAGCGCCCAGGCCAUGGCCUUCCCCGCUGGCGCGUGAACACCUCCAGCGUGGACCCGGACAGGUGGGCGGCGCCGUUGGUCCAGGACAUUAUCCAGGCACUGGGCUGGGGCGAGCUCAGCACAGCGGAGGACGGCCCCGGCGACGUGGUGCUGCUGCUGAACGCGAGGAGCAUUCAGGACUGGCUGCCGCACAUGAGAUCUUCGCAGUCACAGCUGUGCGGCGCAUGGUUCAGCCGGUUUCCAGGCUCGAGGGACGUGUGCGAGAAGCGCAACUUCGCGCUGGCGGCCAGGUUGGCCCGCAAGGUGGACCCGAACUGCCUGUGGAGCUUGCCCGAGACCUGGACACUUCCCGAGGAGCUGCCAAACUUGCUGGCGUAUCUUGACGACGCCAAGGGACAGCAGCCAGUCAUCGUGAAGCCUGGCGACGGCAGCCACGGAGACGGCAUCUUCCUCGCGCGCACGAGCGCGCAGGUGAAGCAUGGCCUGCUGUCCGACGGCGAGUCGAUCAGCAGUGGCGUAGCGCAGACCUAUAUCGACCGGCCUCUCUUGCUGGGCGGCCGCAAGUUCGACCUGCGGCUCUACGUGUGCGUCGUCGGGCUCGACCCCCCGCGCGCCUUCCUGUGCCACGAGGGCCUGGUGCGGUUCGCCACCACGGACUACGCGCCCUUCGCCACCGACGAGCCCGCGGGCGGGCAACGAGGCUCGGAG